Metarhizium album ARSEF 1941 is the source of this 864-nucleotide messenger RNA. Its product is annotated as Urease accessory protein UreF. The coding region runs from base 1 to 864 and encodes 287 amino acids. NCBI's taxonomy places the organism in Eukaryota, Fungi, Ascomycota, Sordariomycetes, Hypocreales, Clavicipitaceae. The transcript has 2 exons. The record is from RefSeq and is a predicted model, not a curated record. Gene Ontology annotation, molecular function: nickel cation binding.
AUGGCCUCCAAAAAUCAGACAGUCGAGUCACAGGGCGUAGUUCAAGUAGAAAUAGCCGACUUGGAGCGCCGUCUCGCAGCAGCCAAGGCACGUCUACGCACACCACCAUCGAGGGGGCCCAGUCCACCUCGACCUUCGUUCCAAUCACCACUCAACUCACCAACACACUACCUUCUCCUCCUCUCCGACUCCCAGCUACCCAUCGGCUCAUUCGCAUUCAGCAGCGGGCUAGAAUCAUACCUGACGCACAACCGCCGCGCCACAUUCUCCUCAUUCCUCCCGCUCUCGCUGUCCUCCUACGCCGCCACGACUCUGCCCUUUGUCCUGGCCGCCCAUCGCGAUCCCUCCUCCCUCGUGGCCCUGGACGAUCAGCUCGACGCAGCCGUGAUAUGUACCGUCGGUCGGAGGGCCAGCGUCUCGCAGGGCCGGGCCCUCCUGUCCAUAUGGGAGCGCUCGUUUAGAGCCACGCUCCCCGAGAGCGCCGACCUGCCGGUCCUCCGCGAGUUUGCAGCCUUGCUCAAGGACUGCGGAUCAGCGGCUGAUGAAGUGCCGCCCGUCUCAGCCCACCUAGCACCUCUGUUUGGUGUGAUAUGCGCAGUUGUGGGACUGACGCUCCAGCAGACGGCGUACAUGUACAUGGUGAGCCACCUCAAGGCGUUGGUGUCUGCUGCAGUGAGGGCGAGCAUGUUUGGGCCGUACCAGGCGCAGAAGGUGUUGGCCGGGGAGCAGGCGCAGAGGUGGAUUGGGCAUGUGAUUGAUCGGGAGUGGGCGACGACGGUAGAGGAGGCUGGGCAGAGCGUGCCGGUAAUGGAUCUGUGGAUCGGGCGGCAUGAGGUUUUGUACUCGAGGAUCUUUAAUAGUUGA